Molecule: messenger RNA, 891 nt
Organism: Hevea brasiliensis (rubber tree)
Lineage: Eukaryota; Viridiplantae; Streptophyta; Magnoliopsida; Malpighiales; Euphorbiaceae
Product: glycine-rich cell wall structural protein
Exons: 3
Coding region: 103-648 (181 amino acids)
Source: RefSeq, a predicted model, not a curated record
GAUUAUAGGAGGCCAAAACCUAGCUGGCAAGGGAUUAUAUAAUGUAUGUAGAGAUGGCAUGUAUCCGUGCAGCAAUUGCAUUCUGCAAGUACACGGUAGAAGAUGGAGACACUUAAGAUUAGAAGUUUAUGGGUUCUUUUGUUUCUGGCAAUGGCAGUUGUUGACCUCAGAGGUGAUGAUGAAGCUAGAAAUAGUACCACUCAAGUUAAUGUCACUUCCUUUGAUUUUCCUGAGCUUCCUUCACAUAAUAGUGUGCAAGGAAGUCAUAACAACACUACUUCCACUGCUGCAAUUAUGCAUGAGAACAAGAAUAGAUACAGUGGGUACUACAGAAGAGGAGGAGGUGAUGGUGGAGGAGGUGGGGGCGGAGGUGGGGGAGGUGGAGGUGGAGGUGGAGGUGGAGGCAGUUUUGGAUGGGGAUGGGGUGGAGGUGGAGGGGGUGGUGGUUGGUAUAAAUGGGGAUGUGGUGGCAAAGGGAAAGGAGGAGGAGGAGGAGGAAACGAAAACUUUGUGUUGGGAGAGUUCGCGCAAUGCAUGGGAAGAGGGAGGUGUAGAGGAAUGAGAUUGGAUUGCCCUCUUCACUGUGGUGGACCUUGCUUUUAUGACUGUCAACAUAUGUGCAAGGCUCAUUGUCGACGACGUUCUUGAUUAAUUGGCUCAUUGAUUCUCUUUCUUUAACCAUUUUUCAUUUCCCAUUGCUGAUUUAUGGAAGAGUUCCCCUUUGAGUUUUCUUGGAUUGGAUUAGAUUAGAUUUUUUUUUUCUUUUUUUGAGAUGAGUACUGAAUUUUUUGAGGGUUGGGUUAGAUUGAUUGCUACUCUAAUACAGGAGGUGAGUAAUAUUUUUUUUUAUUGUGAUUAUCAUUGGGUGGAGACUCUUUAUCGUGAUUGCUA